AUGCCUGCCGGAAUCACCGAGCUCCAUGGCGUCAAGCGGGCCGACAUUCACAAGCAGGUGAAGCAGCUCAUCCACGACAUGGUCAACAUCAAAGACACCACAGGUGAAUUUCUCAUGACGCUCGAAAACGGCCGCGUCAUCGACACAAAGGGCUGGGGCGACUGGGAAUGGACCCACGGCAUCGGUCUGUACGGUAUCUGGAAGUACUACGAGCUCAACGGCGACGCGGCCGACCUCAAAAUCAUUGAAGACUGGUUCCGCGACCGCUUCGAGGAGGGCCACAAGGGCAAAAACAUCAACACCAUGGCCGUCUUCCUCACCCUCGCCUACGUCUACGAAAAGACCAAAAACGAAACCUACCUCCCCUGGCUCGACUCCUGGGCCGAGUGGGCCUACCACGACCUCCCCCGCACAAAGUACGGCGGCAUGCAGCACAUCACCUACCUCGAGGUCAACGACCAGCAGCUCUGGGACGACACCCUCAUGAUGACCGUCCUGCCCCUCGCCAAGAUCGGCCUCGUCCUCAACCGGCCCCACUACGUCGAGGAGGCCAAGCGCCAGUUCCUCCUCCACCUGCAGUACCUCUUCGACGCGCCCACGGGUCUCUUCUUCCACGGCUGGACCUUCCACGAGGGAGGCCACAAUUUCGCCCGCGCCCGCUGGGCCCGCGGCAACAGCUGGCUCACCAUCGUGAUUCCGGAAUUCAUCGAGCUGCUCAACCUCACGGGCGACGACGCCCUCCGCUCACACCUCAUCAACACCCUCGAGGCGCAGUGCGCCGCCCUUGUGCCGCUGCAAGUUGAGAACGGCCUGUGGAGGACGCUGCUCGACGUGCCCGAGUCCGAGGGCUCCUACGUCGAGGCGAGCGCCACGGCCGGUUUCGCCUACGGUAUCCUCAAGGCGCAGCGCAAAAAGUAUAUUGGAAAGGAGUACGAGGCCGUCGCUGUCAAGGCGAUUAACGCGAUUUUGGAAAAUAUUAGCCCCGAGGGCGAGCUGCUCAACACGUCGUUCGGCACCGGUAUGGGCCACGAUUUGCAGCAUUACAAGGAUAUCCCGCGGACGAGCAUGCCGUAUGGCCAGGCCAUGGCUAUGAUGGCACUGGUGGAGUUCUUGCGCGUCUUCGUAUGA
Molecule: messenger RNA, 1128 nt
Organism: Colletotrichum godetiae
Lineage: Eukaryota; Fungi; Ascomycota; Sordariomycetes; Glomerellales; Glomerellaceae
Product: family 88 glycosyl hydrolase
Exons: 1
Coding region: 1-1128 (375 amino acids)
Biological process (GO): carbohydrate metabolic process
Source: RefSeq, a predicted model, not a curated record